CGUCAGUCCGUCAGCGGGUCAGUCAGGGAGGGCGCGUGUCCCGAAGGGGCCGGUAGUAGAGCCGAGGUUAGAGAGAGCGCGCCUGCCGCCAUGAAGAAGAGCGUGCCGGGCGGCUCGGGCCGCCUGACCGCAGGCUGUUUGCCCGUACCUCUGUUCAAUCAGAAAAGGGCUCGGCAGCCCUUCAUGUCCAGCCCAGAGGCCACAUCUGACAAUCAGGAUUUUCCUCCUCUGCCAACAGAUUUCGUCUGGGAAAUGCCAAAGCCCGAGGUGCCGCUGCUAAAGAAAACGAUGAAUUCUGGGCAACAGUCGCCUACCGUUCCUCAUCUAAAGCAAGAGAGUCAGUUUAAGCCAGACCCACUGGAUGUCUCAAGAAGUCACAAUUGGAGUAGUUGGAGCUACAGAGAAGACAGUUCAAAGGCUUGGGACAGAAAUGAGUUUACACCUCAGACGAAAAGCUCAUGUUCGGUGGCUGACAGUGGGCCCCGUCCUGGUCUGGGGACCAUGGAAAUGAACCAGAAACUGAGACAGUCGGAGCGUGCUCAGGUGGAAGUCCAAAGAGCCGUGGGCUCUCUGAGGAUGGCGGGUGCCCAAGGACUGGGGAACAGCAGCAGAGCAUUGCAGGUGGCGAAAUGCAAUUCUCAACAAAGUCAGCUGAAGAGAAAAACGUUUGGUAAUGGUCUGGAGGAAAAAGCCAUUAAGGAAGCACCAGUGUGCCCGCUUAUGCUGAAGGGAGACAACUCUUCUCUUAGAAUUCUCCCCGCCGUCAUUGAGAGUAUGAAACACUGGAAGGAGCGCAUGCCACACUGCCCACUGCUCUUCGAAGUGUUAGCGGUUCUUGACUCAGCUGUUACGCCAGGUGCACAUGGUGCCAAGACCUUUCUUCUGAGAGAUGGAAAGAACACUGUGCCUAGCGUAUUUUACGAAAUUGACCGUGAGCUGCCAAGGCUGAUUCGAGGGCGAGUUCAUCGGUGUGUGGGCAGCUAUGACCAGAAGAGGGGCCUGUUCAGGUGUGUGUCUGUCAGACCUGCGUCAGCUUCUGAACAAAAGACAUUCGGAGAGUUCGUCAGAAAUGCAGACUCCCGGAUGUCCUGUUACAUCAGUGCUAGGAAUGAAAUGUAAGCCAGCAGCUACUUGUCACUCCAGGCUCAGGUCUUGCAAGCUUAGGCCUCGAACGUCUUCAGGCAUUUCAGAUUCCGGAAUGCUGUUAUUAAGCACUUCUAAAUUAUUUCAAUGUUGGAUUUUUAAGGGUUUUUGUCACUUUUUACAGAGCUAGGUUUGGACCAGGUUAGACUGUUUAUAGUUGUAUUAUCUUUGGUAAAU
This is a messenger RNA of Dromiciops gliroides (monito del monte), 1320 nucleotides long. It is a transcript of the gene SPATA22, whose product is annotated as spermatogenesis associated 22. The coding region runs from base 91 to 1119 and encodes 342 amino acids. Gene Ontology annotation, biological process: gamete generation; homologous chromosome pairing at meiosis; meiotic DNA repair synthesis. NCBI's taxonomy places the organism in Eukaryota, Metazoa, Chordata, Mammalia, Microbiotheria, Microbiotheriidae. The record is from RefSeq and is a predicted model, not a curated record. The transcript is spliced from 8 exons.